UAAGAUCGGUGGUAUCAAAACGAAUAUAUUACUCGCUAUGGAGCAGCGCAUCAAGCCACGCGGCAUUCUUGAGCGUCUUGACGCUGGUGAGGUGGUGGUUGGUGAUGGAGGUUUUGUGUUUGCUUUGGAGAAAAGAGGUUACGUCAAAGCUGGUGUGUUCACUCCUGAAGUUGUGGUGGAAUUCCCCGAGGCUGUUCGACAGCUUCACAUCGAGUUUCUUCGUGCCGGUGCUGACGUCAUGCAGGCAUAUAAUUACUACGCUUCMGAAGACAAGUUGAUAAACCGUGGAAACCAAGCCAUUCGAAUCGGGUUGAAAGAGAUCAAUGCAUCAGCCUGCAGRCUGGCGCGKGAGGUUGCCAACCAAGGUGAUGCACUUGUUGCKGGUGGUCUCACACAGACUCCAUCUUACAUGGACGGUCGAGGAAAGGAAACCGUUCAACGCGAAUUCCAGAAACAAGUUGACAUUCUUGUGGAAAAYGGCGUCGACUUUCUCAUAGGCGAGACCUUUGAUCACGUAGAAGAAGCAGUUUGGGCAACAGAAGAGUGCAAGAAAUCUGGUCUUCCAGUGGCAAUGUGUGUUGGAAUAUGUGAAAAAGGCGAUUUAGAUGGAGUUCCUCCAGGUGAAUGUGCUGUGAGAAUAGCAAAAGCAGGGGCUGACAUAGUUGGUGUUAAUUGCCAUUUUGGUCCCAAUCGCUUGAUAAGUGCACUACGUAUGAUGAAAGAAGGUCUGGACAAGGCUGGAAUUAAAAAGCAUCUCAUGGUCCAACCAAUUGGAUAUUUGACACCAGAAUUGAAUGAAAUCGGCUUCACAAGUGCUGUCGAGUUUCCGUAUGCAUUGGAACCUCGUACAUUGACCCGCUUCGAUGUCCAUAAAUACGCAAGAGAAGCCUACAAUCUUGGUGUACGGUACAUUGGAGGCUGUUGUGGCUUUGAAGCCUACCACAUCCGGGCAAUUGCUCAAGAGCUCAGUAAAGAGCGUGGUAAACUACCUCCCUCAAGUUCUAAGGACGAAAUGUGGGGAGCGAAUCUACGUCAACAUACCAAACCCUGGGUCAGAGCUCGUGCAAGCCGAUCGUACUGGGAGAACUUACAACCAGCCARCGGACGACCAUACAGUCCUGYAUUGUCCAAAUCGGCAAAUGGGAGUGGGUGGUCGUUUACCGCUGGCCAAAAAGACAUGCAGCAAUAUAACGAAAUGACAAGAGCGGCAGAACUUGAGGAAAACAUGAAAAAAGCUGCUUUGAAGUCCUGAUUAAGAUAAAAWAAGUCAUUCAAUAAAUUUCGUACAUAGACGACA
This is a messenger RNA of Exaiptasia diaphana, 1297 nucleotides long. Its product is annotated as betaine--homocysteine S-methyltransferase 1. Gene Ontology annotation, molecular function: zinc ion binding; betaine-homocysteine S-methyltransferase activity. The coding region runs from base 38 to 1252 and encodes 404 amino acids. Lineage: Eukaryota; Metazoa; Cnidaria; Anthozoa; Actiniaria; Aiptasiidae. The transcript has 8 exons. The record is from RefSeq and is a predicted model, not a curated record.